Messenger RNA from Capsicum annuum, 1968 nucleotides. RefSeq lists its product as uncharacterized. The record is from RefSeq and is a predicted model, not a curated record. Lineage: Eukaryota; Viridiplantae; Streptophyta; Magnoliopsida; Solanales; Solanaceae. Gene Ontology annotation, biological process: DNA integration. The coding region runs from base 1 to 1968 and encodes 655 amino acids. Gene Ontology annotation, molecular function: nucleic acid binding. The transcript has 3 exons.
AUGUCCACCGAUGAAGUAAAAGACGAGGAAAUUCAAGCCCAAUUUGAGUUUGAGAAUCAAGGAAGAGGUGACCAAACAAAUAGAAGCCAACGUUGUGAGGGUCAUGACUUAUCCCACCUGGUUGCCAACAUCGUGCCCAUACCAAAGAAGGAUGGGAAUAUAAAAAUAUGUGUAUAUUAUCGGGAUCUCAACAAGGCUAGUCCAAAAGAUGAUUUCCCUCUCCUAAAUAUUCACAUUCUCAUUAAUAAUUGCUUGAAACAUGAGUUGCAGUCAUUUGUUGAUUAUUUUACGGGAUAUCAUCAAAUUUUGAUGGACAAGAAUGAUACAGAAAAGACAGAUUUCAUUACUCCGUGGGGAGUAUACUGCUAUAGGGUAAUGCCGUUUGGACUCAAGAAUGUCGGCGCAACGUAUAUGAGGGACAUAACCACUCUUUUCCACAAUAUGAUCCAUAAAGAGAUUGAGGUGUAUGUGGAUGACGUCGUCAUCAAAUCUAAAAAGAGUUCGGACAAUUUGGAUGAUUUACAAAAGUUCUUUGAAAGGCUGCGAAGGUACGACCUAAAGUUGAAUCCAGCUAAAUGCACCUUUGGAGUUCCCGCAGGAAAGUUAUUGGAAUUCAUUGUUAGUAGGAGAGGUAUAGAGUUGGACCCAUCCAAGAUAAAAGCAAUCCAAGACUUACCAUCUUCUAAGACCAAAAAGGACGUAAUGAGCUUCUUGGGAAAACUCAAUUACAUUAGUCAGUUUAUAGCUCAGUCCACAAUAAUUUGUGAACCAAUAUUCAAGUUGUUGAAGAAAGACAUCGCCACCGGAUGGACUGAAGAAUGUCAAAAGGCUUUUGACAAAAUCAAAGAGUAUUUGUCUAACCCACUAGUAUUGGUUCCACCAAAACUGGGAAAGCCAUUGUUAUUAUAUCUAUCCAUUAUGGAUAAUGCCUUUGGAUGUGUGUUAGGGCAGCAUGAUGAUACAGGGAGGAAAGAGCAAGCCAUUUACUACCCGAGUAAGGUUCACACUAUCUUGUUGAGUGAGUUUGACAUUGUGUACGUGACACAAAAAGCCGUCAAAGAACAAGCUUUGGCUAAUCACCUCGCAGAAAAUCCAGUGGAUCAAGAUUACACGCCGCUCUAUACCUACUUUCUUGAUGAAGAGGUGUUGUUUGAGGGAGAAGACAUCUCAGAACCAUAUGAUGGAUAUGAAGAGCCAGAUGGAAAGCCGUGGUACUACGACAUUAAGAGGUUACUUGGAGCAGGAGGAUAUCCAGAAGGCGCUACUGGCAAACAGAAGAGGACUUUAAGAAGGAUGGCCAAUCACUUCUUUUUAAACAGGGAAAUCCUAUAUAGUAGAACUCCAAACCUAGGAUUGCUACAAUGCGUCGAUGCCACAGAGGCCACAAGAUUGUUAGAGGAGAUACAUGCAGGGACAUGUGGACCUCACAUGAACGGUUUCAUGCUUGCAAAGAAAAUCUUGAGAGCUGGAUACUCUUGGAUGACCAUGGAGAGGGAUAGCAUUCGAUACGUGCAGAAGUGUCACCAAUGUCAAGUUCACAGAGACUUUAUACGAGUUCCGCCACACGAGCUCAAUGUGAUGGGUUAUCCUUGGCCGUUUUCCACUUGGGGCAUGGAUGUUAUUGAGCCUAUAGAGCCUCCUGCAUCCAAUGGACACCAUUUUAUCUUGGUCGCUAUCGCUUACUUCACAAAGUGGGUUGAGGCCUCAACACAUAAGGUCGUAACCAAAAAAGUGGUGGCAGAUUUUGUUCGCAACAACUUAGUCUGUCAGUUUGAAAUUCCAAAGUCAAUCAUAAUAGAUAACGGGGCUAAUCUCAAUAGCGACCUAAUGAGAGAGAUUUGUGAAAGGUUUAAGAUCUCUCAUCGAAAUUCCACGGCGUAUCGACCACAAAUGAAUAGAGCAGUUGAAGCUACAAACAAGAAUAUCCAGAAGAUUUUGAGGAAGAUAGGGGACGAUAAUAAGGAAUAG